AUGGCCGGGCGGAGUUUAGUGCUACUCAUUGCUUACUUUGGAAUAUUGUGUCAGAUAUUGGCUUUCUCCGGUGCUCAUGAUCAGGUGGACCAGGCCUGCUCCAACGAUGAUGUGCCCGUGUGUGCCCAAAGUACUGCCAACGGAAUGUACUUUCUUUUUAGAAACGACUGUGAUUUGAGGAAGGCCCAGCGCAACAACCUAAUGGGUGCACCGAUUUAUGAAGUAUCUCUUCAGAACUGUUUCCCCAACUGCGAAUUCGAGUGCAGCACCCGGCAGAGACCAGUUUGUGGAGUUAGCUCGCAAACCGGACACCGCAGGACCUUCAGGAGCCGCUGCGAAAUGAAACGUACAUCGUGUUUGUCUGGCUCUGAGUGGUUGGUCCAACAAUGGGGAGUGUGCCCCAAAGAAAAUACCUUACCACACAACAACCAGAAGCCGCUGCAACCCGUGCGUUGCACCAAAAUCUAUCGUCCUGUCUGCGCCAUGUACGCCGGAGUGAAGUCCACCUUCUCUAAUGAGUGCUUAGUAAAUGCUGAGAAUGUUAAGACCCAGAGAAAUUGGCGCAUCGUUUCCCAAGGUCUUUGUGGAGAAGACAGCAUCAAAAUGAAACAGAGCCCGAAACACAAGCCCCAAACAAAGCCAAAAGUAGACGCUGAUCGCACAAAGCGAAGCAACAAGUACCGAAACAAUCGGGUUAGACAGACUGAUGAUUUCCAGAUACCUGAAGAUGCUGUCCAGAUCUAUGCCCCAUCCACGUUCCACACACAAUUCAUCAGCCAGACAGGAGCUAUGGAAAAGAGCUACUCCUUACCAGCACGAAAGCCCUACAUGGUUGAGCCUCAAAAACCAAAGGUUCGAAAGGUUUACGGCAGUAGAAACCCAAAAAACUCGGCGAAAUCAUGUGUGUUUGGAAAUGAUCCCAUUUGUGGGACUUUUCGGAGCCAGAGGCGUACUUUCUCUAGUGUUUGCGACCUGAUGGAGUACAGCCAGAAAUUUGGAAAUGCAUGGACCAUUUCGCAUGAUGGAGCUUGCCUUCAAUGUGACAAACCUUGCCCCACUGUCAUUCAACCAAUUUGUGCCACACGAAACGGCGUCAACCACACAAUCAUUAAUGAAUGCUACUUGGAGCGAGUCCGUUGCAAAGAUCCAGCAAGUAUCUGGAAGCUUAUUCAUAAAGGUGAGUGCCCAAUGCCACUUGGCAGUAAGCCACAGGGAAUACCCACCAAGAAAAGUCGAUCCUUGUCAGUGGUGCCCCGCGUGUUAUAUGGAAAAAGCAUAAUGCAGAAAUCUACUACUGAAAAAAAUAACAUCAAGAAAGUGUUAACCACUAAAAAACCGACUACGACCUAUAAGCCACACCAUCACCUGAAGAGUCCCAUGAAAACCACUUUCCCUUCCUUAGAACCAAAUAACCGAAAGAUACGCAAAAUAGAGCUCUCAGGAUUUACGAGAUCCAAGCUUUCAAAUUAUGUGAAAUCCGAUGAGGAUGGGUCCUGGUCCUCCAACGACAAUUGGCUGAUUGGAAAAACACUCGAUAAUGUCAAUGGUUUCUUUAACAGAAAACCAGUUAGCUUCAAAAAGACUUUUGCCGAAAAGAAACCUCAGAGCUAUAAUUAUUUUAUAAACAUGGUUAGAACUCCUUUAAUCACCAGCACCACAACAACUAUGGCACCCCCACCACCACAGGUGCCAGUCUACCUGAGAUUUGCCACUCCUGUGCUACCCCACCUGGAUAUCGAAAGCAAGCCGACCGUUUUCGGGGAUGAUGAUGCCCAGCUUCUACAGAUGCUGACCACCACAUUAACCACCACCACCACUACCACCUCCACCACACCCGUUCCCAGCACCACUCCACCGCCAAGCACCACUGAACUGGCGACUAGUGUUGCAACAACGGAAGCCACUACUCACCUGGAGGAUACUUCCUCUGAUGCAAUGGAAACGACUAGCGAAGACUCCUUGGACUUUACUGAUUCGGAAACCACGGAGAAAGUAUUAGACAUCAGCACCACAGAUGCACCACCUCAGGCCACCACAGAACCUGAGGAGCUGUACAGUCAAACCACAGAGGCUACGGAGACGCCGACCACAACCGCGGCCACCGAGCUGUCGAGUUCCACGCAGAACUCGGACUACACGGCGGAUGAGUUAUCUGCCGAGUCCACUGGCCAGACUUCGAUUUACGGACUGGACAAGAACUCGUUGAUAAUGCGACUGCUGCGGGCCAGAAGCAGUCAAAAUGUUCUUAUUUAA
Drosophila bipectinata is the source of this 2253-nucleotide messenger RNA. RefSeq lists its product as uncharacterized. Gene Ontology annotation, biological process: multicellular organism development; cell differentiation. The record is from RefSeq and is a predicted model, not a curated record. Gene Ontology annotation, molecular function: protein binding. Lineage: Eukaryota; Metazoa; Arthropoda; Insecta; Diptera; Drosophilidae.